Magnusiomyces paraingens is the source of this 1266-nucleotide messenger RNA. RefSeq lists its product as uncharacterized. Gene Ontology annotation, cellular component: plasma membrane. Gene Ontology annotation, biological process: cellular response to pH. Lineage: Eukaryota; Fungi; Ascomycota; Dipodascomycetes; Dipodascales; Dipodascaceae. The record is from RefSeq and is a predicted model, not a curated record. The transcript has 2 exons. Bases 1 to 1266 code for a protein of 421 amino acids.
AUGAGUCUCUGCUACCAAUUUGAAUUACCAACUACAGGAAACCUUUCUCUAAGUCAGUUGCGAUCUAUUGAGCAUCGUCAGUUGUUACUAGAUGCGGAUUCACGGCGUGCACUUGUGCGUGAUACUCUGAAAAAAGCCAAAAGGUCUAGCACACCAGACGUAAUUGCCGUUAUCAAUGCCAUUGAUAGUUAUAUUCCAUAUUUAUUUACAAUUUUACAAGCCUUAGAAACUGGUGAAAUUGAGCCUGCUGUGUCACCAUUGGUUCCAUCGUGGCGAUUGCCAAUGCGCAGCGCAUUAAGCGUUUCCCCUCGUACAACUCUGAUUGAGCCACCCCGUGUGGAAGUAGCAUCUUUGCAGUACGAACGUGGAAUGGUUUUGUACACAUAUGCGCUAGCCUAUAUGGCAGCCGCUGAAGCAGUUCAAGCUAGCGCACCUGUUACGGCGGAAAAUGAUACGGAAACCGGACCAGCUGACCGUCUAAAACAGAUUUCUGGGUAUUUGCGCCGAGCAGAAUCAGUAUUUCGGUAUAUAUUAAGUAUGCCAAAAGAUGGGCUUGCCUCUAUUCCGGAUUUAUCUGCUCAAGUCUUAGGUGGAUUUGUAACAUUUGUAUCUGGGUCACUACACAUGGCAAUGGUGCAUAAAGUAUUACGGCAGGAGAGCUUGGAAUCAUCAACACUGUAUAGUCGAGUAUCAUUAUUUGCGGCAGAAAAGUUUGCGAGUGCAUAUCAAAUGUUUACAAGUGCAGCAUCUAUUGCUGGAUUGGCUUCGGGAAGCACAGCUGGCAAUGAUGAUAGCAAAUCACGGUUUAAAAGAUUUCAUGUCAAGACAGCUGCGCUCAAACAACUGGGUGCACAAAGUCCACUAUUAGGGUGGCUGGAUGGCCAACAGCGGUAUUGUAUUGCAGCUGCUGAAGUUUUUAUGGCUGGUGCGGCAUAUAAUAACAACAACGUUGGGCUGGCUGUGGGGUUUCUAACUCACGCACGAGACACUACAAACGGCGAUGGAGGAAGCCACUCUUCGACUGCUCAGAUACUUCUUCGGGAUCGUAUCACUGAUAUGCUGCGACGGUACACUGCAGAGAAUGAUCGAAUUUCAUUUCAAGAAGUGCCCGGGCCUGAGACUGUUGUACAAAAGUGGCCAUCGGGUCGAGAGGUAGUACAACCUCAAGAACCAUGGGUUCCGCCUGCCAGUCUUCUCAAUGAUGAGAUAGGAGGAUUGGAAACUAAGCCGGCUGCAGCGCCUACAGCUCAGCAGGGAUAUUAUUAG